AGAUGGCGGUCAGCAGGGAAGGGUUGAGAUCUUGGUGCGUCCAAGAACUCUCGAAAAUAACAGACUGCCCAGAGGAUAUAGUCGACUAUGUCUUCAAAAUACAAAACGUUGAAGAAGUAGAGGAGUACUUUCGAGACUUUUUUGGCGAAAGUGUUGAAAAUUAUUGUGAUUUUAUUGAGAAUCUUUUGACCGGGUUGAAGACCACGAGCAACGACCAAGAGGAAGGAAAAUGGAUACGUAAAGAGAAGGAGCCGGAGUUUCUUUCCAAGAAGCAAAACCGUAAGUCCGAUAAGAAGAAAACGAUUGAAAAAGAGGAGAAGAAAAAGCCUGCGAAGUUCGUUCCACUUUACAGUAAAGAAGGUGAAGCAAGAACAUCGGUUCGUCUGCCUGGUAGGCACCCAUGUGAAUGUCUAGCUCAAAAACACUCACUCAUAAACAACUGUACGAGCUGUGGAAGAAUAGUUUGUGAACAGGAGGGCGAAGGGCCGUGUUAUUUCUGUGGUUCUCUUGUCUGUACGAAGGCUCAGAAAGAGAUUUUAGCGAGGGAUUCGAAGAAAAGCGCCAAGCUGUUGAAACAGCUGAUGCAGCAGGAUUUUUCUGACGACGUGAAAAAGCUGCAAAAAGKGAAAAAUAUGAGUGCUCAAGAAUUAGAAGGGUAUCAAAGAGCUGUAGAGCACAAGAAUAAACUGUUAGAGUUCGAUAAAACUAGCGCGCGACGUACUCACGUUAUAGACGAUGAGGCUGACUACUUCUCCACAAAUUCAAAGUGGUUAUCUACUGAAGAAAGAACGAAGCUGGAGAAGAAGGAGGAAGAGCUUAGAGAGAAGCGCCAUGGAUCACGAAGAAACAUGAAGGUGACUCUAGACUUUGCAGGACGCAAAGUUGUAGAAGAUGAUAACAGUCGUGAAUAUGAGAUUGAUUCAGAAUUACCAGUAUUUGGGUACCAUUCUAAGGAGAUAGCUGAGAAAUCUCUGGUGGAUAAAAACUCUUAUCCUGACUUAAAGCUGCAGUUUAAGCCCUCAAAGAUCCAAAAAAGUAAUUCAAGUACUCAGGAACCUGUUAACAGUGGCCAUAAAGGCCUGCGUAUUCAAGAUAAGGGCUUACAGGAGAUGAGAGACCCUGGAAUGUGCUUGAGUAUGCACCAACCAUGGGCAUCACUCCUAGUUGCUGGCAUAAAGAAGGUUGAAGGACGCUCUUGGUACACAUCACACCGGGGAAGGCUUUGGAUAGCAGCUACAGUCAAGAAGCCAACAGAACAAGAAAUAGAUGUUCUAGAAAAUAUGUACAAAGAAAUGUACCCUAAUGAAGUCUUGAAAUUCCCCAGGGAGUACCCCACAGGGUGUUUGCUUGGUUGCGUUGAUGUGGUUGAGUGUUGGAGUCAUGAGGAGUACAAGGAAAACUGCCAGGAUGAGACUGAAUCAGAGUCACCUUAUGUCUUCAUCUGCGAAAACCCCAAGCAGUUGCUAUUGAAGGUGCCAGUGAAAGGACAGCACAAAAUAUGGAAAUUAGAUACCCAAACCCAUAAAGAGGURAAACUGGCACAAAAAAAUUAGAAUAAAGUCAUACAUUUAAAUUCUGGA
Actinia tenebrosa (Australian red waratah sea anemone) is the source of this 1580-nucleotide messenger RNA. RefSeq names its product activating signal cointegrator 1. Gene Ontology annotation, molecular function: zinc ion binding. NCBI's taxonomy places the organism in Eukaryota, Metazoa, Cnidaria, Anthozoa, Actiniaria, Actiniidae. The record is from RefSeq and is a predicted model, not a curated record. Gene Ontology annotation, cellular component: RQC-trigger complex; nucleus. Gene Ontology annotation, biological process: rescue of stalled cytosolic ribosome.